CGAACUAACGCCGGACGCAAGAAGAAAAACGAAAAAGGGAAAAACGAAAAAAAGGAAAGCGAAAAAAAAAAAAAAGAAAAAAGAAAAGAAAGGAGGUCUCAUUGAGUCAUACGCAUGAGCAGCAGUCGGUGGCUGCUGUAGGCCACCCAGUGUCUGAAAGCCUGUUGGACCACCACGUUUCACGUCAUCCACCACUGCACAAUCCAACCCCAACCCCCCCUCUCCAGGCCCCCUUCCCCCUUCCCCUCUUAGGGUCGGGCCUUUCCUUGGCCGCCUUUCCAGAAGUCAUGUCGAGGAAAGUCCCUCACGCCGCCUUCUGUGAGGAAUACGAUGAAGAUGCCCAUGUCAUCCUCCCAGAAACCCGUCAAGUCGCCAACCUCACUUCCAAGCGUUCUAAGCCUGCCUUGAGAUCGCCUGCUUCCCCCCUAGUCGAUGUUGCCAGUGAUUCCGGUUAUUCUAGUCGCACCGCCGCCACCGUCAACAGCACCCAAUCUGGGCCGUCGGGCCGGAAGAGCCCUGUCCCUCUUAAAUUAGACACCUCCCUCGUCAAGCGAGCUGACCUCGACCGCGUCGUUCGAUCCAAAGUCAGAGAACGUCCCAAAGACCGGAUCGCUCGUCCACCUCGUGAGGACAAAAUGCAAGUCGGUCCCUACCCCAACGGCGUGGGCCAUGCUCCUGCCCACGCCCAGCGGUCUCCAUCCCGGUCUCGAGGACGCGAGAGUUCUCAAGUGCGGCACUUCCCUGGUGCUUGCUGGGAGUGCGACAACGGAUUGUAUCAUGCCUCGACUCCUGUCGAAAGCCGACCGAUGGAUUAUCCUUACUACAUGUCACAGCCUCCCUCGUCGGGUCAGGACUAUCCUCCCCCUUCGCCGCGUGAUCCUCGCUACAAUCCCAACCCUGUCCAGGAUAUUCAGGUGUCGCGCAGCACCCGCCCUCCCGCCCGAGGCAGUGCCUCCAUGUACCAUCCCAACAACCGACCUGUCAGCUUCCACGGUAUGAUACCAGGGAUGGGACAAAUGAUGUACCCACCAUCCAACAUGGGUCGCUACGAACAUGGCCCCCCGCUGUCCUCGUCAGCGUAUGCCAACAGCCCGUCGUACGCCCCCUCCCAUUACGGUCAGCAGUCCUACUACGGUAUGCCCGACUUCGUGCCUCCUGCCGAGCAUCGACAGGGGCGCUCGGUUUCCAGCACGCGGGAUCAGCCCCGUGGUCGGCGCCAGUCUCUAUACGGUUCGCCAGUGGUUGACUACGACUCUGCCUCGGCCGCCUUCGAUGACGAGGAGGCCUUGGAUCCUAGCCCGCCGCCGCCUCGUGAGCCUCGGCCCCGAAUUCCUUCUCACUCUUCUCAUGAACGCGACGAGGAUUACUACCGCAUGCCUCCACCACCAAUCAAGCACAAGCCUACUCCGCAUAUCAUCCAGAAACGCCCCGAGCCGCGGAAAAUGGCAACAGCGCCAUCCAUCACAUCCGACCGUCACUCUACUCGGUCUUUCGAGAUGAAUGAUUUGAAGGAUGCGUUGCCCGAUGGCUACGGAUACCGGCGCACCCCUCGAGAGACCGUCGUCCCUGAGCGGAGCCGCAGUUUCCGCCGCCCGCCGACUGCGUAUCAUGGAUCUGCGCGACCGUCUCGAAUUGCGGUUGAGAAUUCCCGUCGCCGUCGAUCAACGGUGUACGACUUCCCGGACGAUGAUGAAGAGGACGAUGACGAGGAGGAGGAGGAUGACGAGAUGGAUGAGAAACAUCGCGAGGCAGAGGAGUAUCAAGCCACCCGAACGGCCAAGGCGGUGCCUCCGGCGCCGCCCGUCCCAUUGACGGCCGAUGCCCUCUACAAAGCCAAGGGAACUCAUCGCGCUGAGAGUGACAGUGGAAGUCAGAAGAGCCGCUCGAACAGCAGCCGCGGCAGCGAUGCCCGAACGCAGACUGGCAGCAAUGCCGGAUCCAAACCCGAAGAGGAUAAUAACAUCGUCAUGACGCUUAACGGCGUCACUAUGAGCUUCCCGCAGGACUCAGUUGGCGGAAAGAGGAUCAGUGUUCGGACUGGCGAAACCGGCGCAGUCGAGCUGAACAUUGAAGGCAAACAGCGACCGAAGAAAUACCUAACCAACGGGUCUGAGUACACUGGCAGCGUGGCUCCUAGUCGGCGGGAGAUCGAAGACAGCCGUCGGGCGCGGAGUGACCGCAAGUCUGAUCGUGCCAGUCACCGUUCCAGCCGGUCGAGCUAUGGUCGGUACUAGUUGAAUGGCCAUCUUGGUCACAAGAUGCCGUCGUUCCACGCCUGUCUUUUGUUUUGACACACGCACACUUCAUGGGUUAGGUUUCUGGAGCGAAGAGCGCUGUUUGCCAAAAAGUUCUUCUAUCUUUCUUGGGCGGUCAUUGUUCUACCAAUUAAGAACACUCAAAUGCCACACGUCUGAUACAUUCUGU
Molecule: messenger RNA, 2424 nt
Organism: Aspergillus sclerotioniger CBS 115572
Lineage: Eukaryota; Fungi; Ascomycota; Eurotiomycetes; Eurotiales; Aspergillaceae
Exons: 1
Coding region: 288-2234 (648 amino acids)
Source: RefSeq, a predicted model, not a curated record